Molecule: messenger RNA, 1504 nt
Organism: Ctenopharyngodon idella (grass carp)
Lineage: Eukaryota; Metazoa; Chordata; Actinopteri; Cypriniformes; Xenocyprididae
Product: sialic acid-binding Ig-like lectin 14
Exons: 8
Coding region: 51-1010 (319 amino acids)
Source: RefSeq, a predicted model, not a curated record
AGGUACACCAGUCACACUCUGAAAAAUAAGUUUCUAGAGUCCAGUCCAGCAUGGGUGUACGGGCACAAGUUCUUUUCUGCUGGCUUCAGGUUAUUUGUGCUGUCGUGUUUGGUGAUGUUUGGAAGGUGCAGAUAGAGUCUGAAAUGGAGGCUCUGGUCUCAUCUUGUGUCGUGUUGCCCUGUUCAUUCAAAUACCCUGCUCAACAACAGCCCUCCAGUCGUAUUAAAGGCAUGUGGCACAUGAAGGACAACAGGGAGGAUUUAAUCUAUCACAAUGAUCCUACAAGGGUUCUAGAAAAUUUCAAGGGUCGUACAAAACUGACUGGGUCACUUGGUGAUUUAAACUGCUCCUUGGAGAUUGAUGAAGUCAAAAACCAUGACAAUGGCCCGUAUUGUUUCAGGGUAGAAUUAGAGACAUCUAAAACAGACAAAUACUCCUUUGUGGAUAACUGUGUGACAAUUAAUAUGAUUGAGCAAGCAUCAAAACCAGUGAUGCAGGCUGAGACGGCUGUGCAAGAGGGUCAACCCGCAGUCUUCAAAUGCUCUGUCCGGCACACCUGUCCGUCCCAUCAGCCCACUCUCACCUGGAGCCACUCUGGAAAAACAAUGAUGGGCUACACAGAGAUUGGUCAUGGAAAAUGGGAGGCAGAAUCUCUCCUUACCUUCACCCCAACAAAAGAGGAUGAUCACACCUCUAUCACAUGCACAGUCAAGUACCACGGGAGUGUCAGGGGUGAAAUGCAAGCCACUCAGUCUAUCUUUGUGAAAGAACAAGCAACUCUCAGCCACAUCCUCAUACCAACCAUCUCUGGGCUUGGAGCUGCUCUUUUUGUUGGAUUACUGUGUGUUUUCAUUGUCAAGAGAUACAAGAAUCGCAUUGCAGAGCUGCAAUCCAGAAACGACAAUGGAAUAUGGAGUCGACUAUCAAGAAUGUCUCACAGGUUUCGUUCAGGUGAAGGCAGCGGUGGUCCAGGUGGCGUAGAGCAAAGUCAAGGACACAACAGGUUCUAAAGCGCUCUUCUGCAACAAACCAGGACAAAACAAAUCCUCUAAUGGAAAUUUACUCAAUCUGUGAUUUUAUUUGGAUUUUAGUUAUGGUAUAGAGUUGUUUUUUAUGAAUAGAGUUAUCAGCAGUAAUUGAUGGUGUAGGGUUGGAUACUAUCUAUCUAUGCAAAGUUGUACUUUUCUCAUAAAAUUCAUUUUCUCAGUAGAAAUCAGCACUGUCAGAUAAUUUGUCAAAUAUUCAUUAUGAAUAUUGACAAAUAUGGUAAAUAUGGUAUAUAUGUUUUUUUUUUUUUUUUUUUUUUUUUUUUUUUUUGGUAUUAGUAGUUAAUAAUGGGUCUAGUUACAAUAAGGGAAGUCACCUAAACUCAGAUCAGUUGUUUUACAGAUUGUGUGAUGAUUGUUGAUCUGUGUGACCUUACUGAAGAGGUGUGUGUGUGUGUGUAUAUAUAUAUAUAUAUACAUACAUACAUACACACACACACACACACACACCUGUUCAU